Molecule: messenger RNA, 2567 nt
Organism: Colossoma macropomum (tambaqui)
Lineage: Eukaryota; Metazoa; Chordata; Actinopteri; Characiformes; Serrasalmidae
Gene: mif4gdb
Product: MIF4G domain containing b
Exons: 6
Coding region: 177-845 (222 amino acids)
Biological process (GO): regulation of translational initiation
Cellular component (GO): cytosol
Molecular function (GO): translation activator activity; RNA binding; protein binding
Source: RefSeq, a predicted model, not a curated record
CAUCGCGGCUUCACAGACUUUAUGGACCAGUGAGCAUUGCUGCUGCUAAACCAUAACACAGAGGAAGCAAGCAGUAGCACAAAGCCAGGAAUGGAAGCAGAUAAGAGGUGAAGCUCUGUCAUCGUGAGGACUUUAAUACAGGUUUCCUGGUGUCCAAACACUGUGUCCUAAAAAGAAUGGAGGAUUCAUCAAAAGAAGAGUACAGGAUCCAGUCUUUUGACAUGGAGACACAGAAAUUGCUCAAAACAGCACUGAAAGAUCCAGGCUCUGUGGACUUGGAGAAGGUGUCUAAUGUCAUUGUGGAUCAGUCUCUGAAGGAUCAAGUGUUUAGCAAAGAAGCCGGACGCAUCUGCUUCACUAUAGUGCAGGCAGAGGCCAAGCAGAGCACCAGCAGUGUGUUUCGCCGAAACCUUCUAAAUCGGCUCCAGCAGGAGUUCAAGGCUCGAGAAGACACAAGGAAGAAGUCCACUCAGGAGUGGGUGUGCUUAGUCUCCUUCAUCUGCAACAUCUUCGACUACCUCAAGGUGAACAACAUGCCAAUGAUGGCGCUAGUGCAUCCAGUUUAUGACUGCCUAUUCAGACUUGCUCAGCCUGACGCACUCAAAAACGAAGAGGAGGUGGACUGCUUGGUACUGCAGCUUCAUCGUAUCGGUGAGCAGCUGGAGAAAAUGAAUGUGCAGCGGAUGGACGAGCUGUUCUGCCUGCUGCGUGACGGUUUCCUCCUGCAGGAUGGCCUCAGCUCUUUGGGGCGUCUGCUUCUGCUUGAAAUCCUGGAGUUCCGCGCUGGUGGCUGGACGCUCAGCGAAACGGCGCAGAAGUACUACUACAGUGAGGUGACCGACUGAGGGAUUGGAAUGAGAAGAAUGAGAACGAGAAUGCCUGUUGGAUUGUGCUCGAAUGGGGUUCGGAUUAGGUCAGCUAGUGCUGGUGUUUCCAAUGGCAGAUGCCAGUACAGACAUUUGAAAAACAAAUGUCCCAAUAACCAAAUUUAUUUAAUACCUGACAGCUUCUGCGUAAAGAAUCCGUAAUACUAGGGCUGAUAUGAUAAAGAAAAAAGCCUCAAGAGGCCAUGUUUCACUGAUUUUGGUUGCCAAGCAACAUAAUGCUCAGAAAUUCUCGUUGAACAGCACAAUGGUUGUAAUAACUGAGUGCAUUAAUACAAACAGAAGAAAUCGCUUGUUGUAUGAAUGGACUGAUUGAGGCAGUAAAGGAAGAGGAACAAAUAACAGAAUGAUAAUAUGAAGAAGGCGUAAUCUUUAGAUUAGGCGAUUAAUCUGGUAAUAGCCAGUAGGUUAACUGAUUAUAUAAAGAAUUGUUAGUUGCAGAUCUAGAUCCAAUGCUGGUUCCAACAGAAAGAACAGAAGCCAUUGAUUUGAUGGCUUUGCUACAUACAGUAGAUUUUGAAAAUCAUGUUGACCACAAUUAUAUCAGCAUUCUCUGACACUAAUGAUUUUAUUUAAAGGGCCCAUAAUCUACAUUUUUCUUGUGUUAUCAUGUUCACUGAGGUCUGCUUAUGACAUUAGGUUAAAGUUACAUAACCACUUUCAAACUUAUUUUUUUCCUUUAAUAAUAAACAUGUUGUUUUUGUUAGGCUACUGUGAAUUUAAGCCUGGCAUAUGUAAAUGACUCUGCUCAUCCCACACUCCCACGGUGGGCAUACUUAGGCAGCAAAAUGACAGAUUUCCAUAUCGGGAAGUAAACAUUUAACAGUGUUUACAAUCAACUUCUACAGCUCUUUUAUUUGGCAGUGAGGAAAGUUCACUUUGACAUGAUAUGGACCCUUUAAAUAUUGAACUAAUGUGUCAACUGUAAAGACCACUGGUUGGGAACAUUUCCUUUAAUGAAAGACUGGAAAGGACACUGGAUGAGUGUCAAUAUUGGAAGUGAACUAAUAAUGCGUGAUUAAAGUAUUUCUGAUUGGGAAAGCUUUGCAAAUGUGGCUUUAGAGAGGGAACAAUACCCCACAUUUAUAGACAUUUCCUAUUACAGAGGUGUUUGAUUCAGUCUUACCAGUUUCUUUGGAUGACCAUCAAAUGAAGUGACUUUUGGUCAGUAUUCUGCUGAAUGAGAAUUAGUUUACAGUUAAGUUGCUAAAAUGAUCUUUACCAAAGGGUCAAGUUGUACAACCUUCAUUUAGGUCUUAGGUCAAGUUUGAUAGUUUCUAAUUGAGAACAGUGAGGCCACUGGGGGUUGUCUUUAAAAUGCCAGUCAAAUGGACCAGUGAACCUAAGGACCAAUCAAAAUGAAUCCUAUGGCACUUGCUAAAAUCUAACUGAAAUGUAACUAGUAGAAAAUGAGCCUUAGCUUCACAUUGUCCCAUUUCCACCAGAAAUAAGCCCAAAACAGAGAAAAUGUUCUGCUUUUGUUUUACAUCUUCCAGUUUGUUAGUAUAGAACUACUCUCCUCAAUGGUGCUUAAAUUAUUCUGUCAUCUAAAUUUCAAGCAUUUAGGAUUUUUUUUCUUUUAUUGGAAGGAAAGAGUUAAAUAGGAAUUCCACUGAUUUUUCAGAUUGUCUGUAUAAUUAAAAGGUUGAGAUGUAAACAGUGGUUUGAUGUGAAAUAGUUAAU